Trematosphaeria pertusa is the source of this 1179-nucleotide messenger RNA. RefSeq lists its product as uncharacterized. The coding region runs from base 193 to 984 and encodes 263 amino acids. The transcript has a single exon. The record is from RefSeq and is a predicted model, not a curated record. Lineage: Eukaryota; Fungi; Ascomycota; Dothideomycetes; Pleosporales; Trematosphaeriaceae.
GUCCAUGCCUCAUUCAAUAGUCGGCUAGCGCUCCAAGCAAUCCCGCAUAGGAACUGUAAUUCCAUAUCUGAACGGGAAUUAAUGGGCUUACGAAGUACAAUUAAAUAGACUUUCUCAAGUACUAGCUAUCAACAUACUCCAUUUAUUCUCAGAAUUUCCACCAACACGAAAGCUACGCAAAAAUAAACAACAAUGACAAAACUGGACAGAUCCCGCAAAGCAUUUGUGCGGCCCCAUAAGAAGAGCUACUGGGAAUCCCUAGGAGAGAUAAUGAGUGGUAAGAAGCAAGAACGCAGAGAGCACAAUGACCCUGCGCAUCAUGACCCUGAGCAACAUCCUCAUACGCCCUCUCAUCAUGGAAGCUUCCAUGAGCCACUGCCGCACCGCCAGGAAGGCUUCGAAGGCACGAGUCAUAACGGCGACCAUAAUCGGAAUUUCGGAGAAGAUGAAGCUGGUCCGAGGGGCAAUGCAACCCCUAGGUCUGGCAAUAGCUCUUUUUACGAGGGAUCUGGCUCCCCUCACUCUCCUAGCGUACGCUCUGCGGCCUCGGGAGGCCCAGCGCCCCAUCGCCGAGGUGGAUAUGCGCCCUCUGCCUACUCCAAUUACUCAGAAUCUAAAAAUAGUGGGCACAACGCCCCACCCUCCCGCUUCUCGCGCUUCGGAGGCGUGGGGCAGCCACUGCCUACACAAGUGCCCGAUACGAUGGGACCAGGACGGAAGCCAGGGAGGGGUGAGACGGACCAUCACGCGGGACGUGAGGGCAUGACCGGGCUGGGGGAACGGGUUAGGGGAGAGGAAGGUCCAACGGCUUAUGUGAGUGGCGGAAGAGGAGAGCGUAGUAGAGCCGGCGGAAGUGGAAGUGGUGGUGGAGGUCGUGGAGAAGGGGGUUCGGGGUGGAAGGGGAAGGGGAAGGCGAGAGGGGGUGCGCCCUGGGAGGCGGAUUCAGAGGAGGUGGACAAUGCGAAAACGAGAAGGGGUAAGUAGAGGAACAGGCCAACUAGGGAGAGCUCAGCCGCUCAGUGCUUUGAGGGCGUCUCGCACACUAAAUUGUCAAGGUUGCUUCUUUCGUUGCGUAGCAUAGAACGAGGCGGUCCGAUGGCCCGGGUGCUCGGGCCCUUGUCAGUUACUCCAUGGUGACGGUGAUUCAUCUCGCCGACGGCAGAAGUGAUGGAUCGUGGU